UGCAUACUGUUUCUACAAAUUAUUUGUGAAAGACUGUGCAAUAAGUCCAUCCGUAAAAUUUCCUUGCUACUAAAUUUUCCACGGUCAACUGUUAGUGGUAUUAUAACAAAGUGGAAGCAACUGGGAAUAAUAGCAACUCAGCCACAAAGUGGUAGACCACUAAAAAUGACAGAGCAGGGUCAACUCAUGCACAGUGCGAAGAAGUCGCCAACUGUUUGCAGAGUCAAUAGCUAAAGACCUCCAAACGCCGUGUGGCCUUCAGAUUAGCACAACAACAGUGCAUAGGGAGCUUCAUGGAAUGGGUUUCCAUGGCCAAGCAGCUGCAUCCAA
Messenger RNA from Staurois parvus, 330 nucleotides. The record is from the annotation of a GenBank genome assembly. NCBI's taxonomy places the organism in Eukaryota, Metazoa, Chordata, Amphibia, Anura, Ranidae.